Sus scrofa (pig) is the source of this 6268-nucleotide messenger RNA. RefSeq names its product EGF like repeats and discoidin domains 3 (gene EDIL3). Lineage: Eukaryota; Metazoa; Chordata; Mammalia; Artiodactyla; Suidae. The record is from RefSeq and is a predicted model, not a curated record. Gene Ontology annotation, cellular component: plasma membrane. Gene Ontology annotation, molecular function: signaling receptor activity; calcium ion binding.
AAGGAGCCAUGAGAGAGAGACAGAAGAAGAGAGAGGAAGAGGGAGGGGGAGAGAAGGGGAGAAGGGGAGACUGGUGGUUGGAAUAGGAGGGAGGGGGGCGCAUGGGGCGGGCAGACGCCUGCGAGGCUCAGGCUCACACGCACGCCGCCUCUGUUUGUACACAGUGAGCUCCUGGCUGCCGGCUAGCUCCCUUGCUCCCCACCUGCUCACGCUUCAUUGUUCUCCAAGUCAGAAGCCCCGGAGCCGCGGAGGCGCGAGCUGAGCUUAGCGCCCAGUCUGCGGGUCCCCCGGCUUGGGUGACCCAGAGUCACCGCGAGCCCGAGCCCCGCCCUGCCCGCCUGCUAGGCUGGGACCCACCCGCAACCGAGGCUGAGCUGGUUGGAGGCUCCCCAGAGCUCGCCCACCUCCCAGUGCCAGAGCAGAGGCAAAAGGGGAAGAAAUUCCUCUCUUUAGUCACCACUCUAUCUCACCCUCUCCAAGAAUUUGUUUAAGGAAACGCUGCAGGAAGAAGACAUCUUCUUGAAUCCUCUAUCGGGCGGGGUCUGCCGCUACCCUGCGGUGCCAUCUCAGCGACACUAUCAUCCGCUAAGACCCCUUUCCAGUGGGGUCACGUCCGAGAGACCGGAUCAUGAAGCACUCCGUGGCCGCUUGGCUCUUGGUCGGGCUCAGCUUCAGUGUCCCUCAGUUCUGCAAAGGUGAUAUUUGUGAGCCCAAUCCAUGUGAAAAUGGAGGUAUCUGUUUGUCAGGAUUAUCCGAUGAUUCCUUUUCCUGCAAGUGUCCAGAUGGCUUCACAGGUCCCAACUGUUCUAGUGUUGUGGAGGUUGCAUCAGAUGAAGAAGGGCCAACUUCAACAGGUCCCUGCAUUCCUAAUCCAUGCCAUAAUGGAGGAACCUGUGAAAUAAGUGAAGCGUACAGAGGGGACACAUUCAUAGGCUAUGUUUGUAAAUGUCCCCGAGGAUUUAAUGGGAUUCACUGUCAGCACAAUAUAAAUGAGUGUGAAGCUGAGCCUUGCAAAAAUGGGGGAAUAUGUACAGACCUUGUUGCUAACUAUUCCUGUGAGUGCCCAGGAGAAUUCAUGGGAAGAAACUGUCAAUACAAAUGCUCAGGCCCACUGGGAAUUGAAGGUGGAAUCAUAUCAAAUCAGCAAAUCACAGCUUCCUCUACCCACCGAGCUCUUUUUGGACUCCAGAAGUGGUAUCCCUACUAUGCACGUCUUAAUAAGAAGGGGCUUAUAAAUGCCUGGACAGCUGCAGAAAAUGACAGAUGGCCAUGGAUUCAGAUAAAUUUACAAAGAAAAAUGAGAGUUACUGGUGUGAUUACUCAAGGAGCCAAAAGGAUUGGAAGCCCAGAGUACAUAAAAUCCUACAAAAUUGCCUAUAGUAAUGAUGGAAAGACUUGGGCAACCUACAAAGUGAAAGGCACCAACGAAGACAUGGUAUUCCGUGGAAAUGUUGAUAACAACACACCCUAUGCUAACUCUUUCACGCCUCCCAUAAAAGCUCAGUAUGUAAGACUCUAUCCCCAAGUUUGUCGAAGACACUGCACUUUGAGAAUGGAACUUCUUGGAUGUGAACUGUCAGGCUGUUCUGAGCCUCUGGGGAUGAAAUCAGGACAUAUACAAGACUAUCAGAUCACUGCCUCUAGCAUCUUCAGAACACUCAAUAUGGACAUGUUCACUUGGGAACCAAGGAAGGCUCGGCUUGACAAGCAGGGCAAAGUGAAUGCCUGGACCUCCGGCCACAAUGACCAGUCACAAUGGUUACAGGUGGAUCUUCUGGUUCCUACCAAAGUGACUGGCAUUAUUACACAAGGAGCUAAGGAUUUUGGUCACGUGCAGUUUGUAGGCUCCUACAAACUGGCUUACAGCAAUGAUGGAGAGCACUGGACAGUAUACCAGGAUGAAAAGCAAAGAAAAGAUAAGGUUUUCCAGGGCAAUUUUGACAAUGAUACACACAGAAAGAACGUCAUCGACCCUCCCAUCUACGCACGGCACAUAAGAAUCCUUCCUUGGUCCUGGUAUGGGAGGAUCACGCUGCGGUCAGAGCUGCUGGGCUGCACAGAGGAAGAGUGAGGAGACCCCAGACCCCAUACCCCUCCUCUCCAUUUCCCUACAGUAUCUCCAUGGAAUGAACUCUGCAAAAUCUAUAGGAAACUGAAUGGGAUUUUUCAGGAGAAUAAUGCUCAGAUUAUGGUAGGCCAUCAGCUGUCUUCUUAAGGAGGUCUAAGCCUGCCUUUUCAAUGGUUUGAUUUAAUUUUUAUAGUUUAAAUUUCUUAAGCAACAACUCAUUAACUCUGAAUUACUCUUCUCAUUGUUUUCUGACUUAUACUGGCUGAAAUAUAUUAUGCAAAGUAGCACUCUUGUGAUAGCAAGGGAGAAAAAAAUCUCAUAGUUAUCAAAUAAAAGCAAGAAUUGUUACAGCUUUCAUAAUCAAUACUCAGCUUAUUCUUAUAAAAGGAAUACUGCAAUGUUAGCAAUAAUUUUUCCCUUCUGUAUUGACUCUAUAUUAUCCUAAUUAUUUCCCCGUGCCUACCACACUGUCAGUGUUUAUAACCAAAUUUUGAAGAAGAAUCUGUAACAUGCAGUACUAACUGAUAUUAUAAUUUCCUUUCUUUACUAUUUCUAAUCAGAGAUUAUGUGAUCUGUUUCUUUUUGUUGUACUCCAUUUUCUACAUAUUGCAUAUUGCCUAAAUAAGUCCACAUUCUUCCCAGUUGACUUUUAUCCUAUUAUUUGCCUAAAGGAAGUGCCAUGUUUGUGUCUGUGUAUGUAUAUAUACACACAGAAACAUGUACAAAAAUAUGAAACAUGAUUGACUAUCAGGCUGAUCAUAUUUAACCAAUAGAUUGUUAAGGUCCUGUGCAACACUGCUCAGUAUUUCUUGUUUUUGAAGGAACCUAUACGUAUAUAAUUUCUAAAUACUUCCUUUAUAAAGAACCCAGUACUACCAUUUUGCAAAAUAAACAAAAUUCCAUUAAAUUUCUUUAAAACAAAAUUUAAAGCUUUGUUUUGAUGAUAUUUACAUAGCCUUAUCUUUAAAAUAAUAGAAUAAUAAAUUAUUUGCAUAUUAAAUUUUUUUCACAAAUAUUGACAUAGUGCUGCAUAGCUUGGCCAAGCAUACUCAUCAUUUUUUGUUCAUCUCUAUAUUUCCUUUGAAACUGGAAUUUUAUUGAGGUUGGAAACUGGUGGUGGUUUCUCAGGAAAGCACAGUAUGUAGAUAUUUGUGAGAAGUAUUUUACUAAUAACAAAGUAGUAAAUCAUUUUCAAGAUGAAAUGGAUUUCUAUUUAUUUUGCUUCAAAGGUCCUAAAAAAUGGGCAGUUAUCAUAGCGAUUUGUUAUUGAUAAUGGAGGUUUCAUUGACAUUCUCUCAAAUUAAAGUUCAUACUGCCUCCAUCAAAGUCCUCAACAUCUAAUUUAUAAGCUUUACUACUAUUUGUUUCAUAAGGCUUAGACCCAGAAUUACUGGGGUUUUAAAUUAAGGGUCUGGAAAAGAAAGUAUGGUACAUGUACAAAAUGUUAAGGUCCUGUGCAACACUGCUCAGUAUUUUUUCUUUAUUAUUUGUGCUGCAUAACAAAAGCCACUAGACUGUUACUGUCUUGUCUGUCCAUGUGUUAACAGCAUUUCUUGAUGAUGUAUAUAUGGAGGGGUCUUCAGUCACAGUGAAGAAUCUAAAGAGAAAGUCAAUCAUAAUGGCAUUUUUAGUAAGAACAAAAUAUGGACUGACUGGCUAUGUAUUUAUCCUGUGCCGACAUGCUUUCUACUUUAGGCUCUUGUUAUAAAAUAGUUGAUUUGAAGCAUCUGAAAUGGUGAUCAGUUUUUAGCAUCUUUCAAAAACAAAAUUGUCAUAUCAUCACUAGAACCUUUUUAAGAGAAAAAUUAAUUCCUAAUUUAAACUUAAUUUGCUAAAUUUCACAGGCUUGUUAAGAAUAAUUACUUAGGUCCAAAGAUAUAGACACACUUACUUAUUGUGUAGUCAAUGGCCCCUAUUUCUUUAAAAAUUUACUGUCCCACCAAAUUUCUAGCCAUUUUCCCUUGUAGGCUUUGCACAAUUUUUGAUUCUUAACAGAGUGUUUUUAAAAUUAUGGCUAAGUUUUUGUGAUAAUUUACUUUCUUAAAAUUAUGUAUGGCUUCUUGGAGUUCCCACUGUAGUGUAGGGUUAAUGAUCCAGUUUGUCUCUGUGGAGAUGCUGGUUUGAUCCUGGCCUAGUGCAGUGAGUUAAGAAUCCAGCAUUGCUGCACCUGUGACAUAGGUCACAGCUCCACCUAGGAUUUGAUCUCUGGCCUAAGAACUUCCAUAUGCCACAGGGAUAGCCAAAAAAGAAAAAAAAAAAAUUACUUGUGGCUUCCUAUGAUGUUUUGAAUAUUGUUUUAUUGAUAGUUUUUCCCAAAACCAAUUUUUCUAAGGGUAUUUGUUACAAUUUUGUUACUUUUAGAAAUACAUUGAAAUGGCUUUCUCUUGCACAUUUUUUCUUUGCUUUAUGCUUUUCAGCAACAUGGCAUAUCAUGGGAUAUCUCUUUAUACUAUGAUGCCCCAAAUUAAUGACAACAAAGGAAUUCCCGCAUGUGGAAAUGUUAACAAUUAUUUUGAAGUAGUAUAUAGCUUUUGUGUCAUUUGUAUCAAUGAUAUUGAAUUGAAGCAAAUUUGUUAUAUAUAAAUUCACAGUAAAACAAGUAAAAUCUUAUAACCUGAAUGCACAGAAGAAUCACCUAGCCUCUGGGAGUUCCCGUCGUGGCACAGUGGUUUACGAAUCCGACUAGGAACCAUGAGGUUGAACCAUGAGGUUGCGGGUUCGGUCCCUGCCCUUGCUCAGUGGGUUGACGAUCCGGCAUUGCCGUGAGCUGUGGUGUAGGUUGCAGACGCGGCUCGGAUCCCAUGUUGCUGUGGCUCUGACGUAGGCCGGUGGCUACAGCUCCGAUUCGACCCCUAGCCUGGGAACCUCCAUAUGCCACGGGAGUGGCCCAAAGAAAUAGCAAAAAGACAAAAAAAAAAAAAAAAAGGGUCAUCUAGCCUCUACCAUGUUGAGGAUAACAUGCUAAUUUUAUAAUCUAUGAAAUUACAGUUUUAAACAUCUCCAUUUAUCUACAUCUUAUUAAAAGCAUUUACCAUAAUCACUAAUUCUAAGUUUUGGUUUGACUUUCUCUUUCUGAAUGGCUUCAUAAAGGUUGAUGUGAAUUUUGAAGACUUGGGGUACUAAUGAUUGUAAUUGCUAAUCAACAAAUUAUGAAAUAUAAUAUUCAUUGCGGGCAUCUGAUGUGUCAGUAAGUACUGAAAUUACUAAGACACAAUCUCUUCAAACUUUCAAGCUGUGUAAUAUUCCAAUGUUGGUUUCUUUCUUUGUAUAUAUACUUAAAUCACGUAGGAUGUUGUAAAAGCAGUAUGACCUUGUCUAGUCUUCAAAGUUAAAAUAAACUUUUGAAAAUCUGGGAUAGUUUUGAAGCACUUGUAAUCAAACACAUUUGUAAGAAUACACAGAUUAUCUGAAUGUGAAUACCUACUACUUUAACUACAUGCUGGUUUACUUUUUCUUUGUACCGGAAAAUUAAACAAGUACAAAAAAAAAAAAAUCACAAUAGCCUUCAAGUGUACAUUGAUAACAACUAAAUCGGCCUUUUCAAAAUUAUUAAAAUGUAUGCAAUUUCUCCUGCUCCUUUUAGCUGUGGAAAUUUUAUUAGAAUACUAAUAACCCAAAGUCAUUUUUUUUUGCCUCAUGAAUAUUUAAAGUCUUGUGCUCCAGAAUUGAUCUGCCCAUUGUUAAGCAGAUGCUACUGCUGUUAUUUCUAUUGUUUUUUAAGUACAUGAUUCUCCAGAGUAUAAUGAAGAGAUCUAAUCAAUAGUAAGCAAUAACACAAACACUAAUAAUAUAUUUAUCUACGUAACUUUAGCUUCUGCUUAAAGAAAAUAAUAUUCUUAGCUUCUUCAUAAACCCUGUUUCAGCCUCUCUGAAAGUCACUGGUAAAAUACUGAGUCCGAAUACUUUCCCACAUUUUAGAUAUUUUCUUAGGAUUCAAAAAAUUUAGGGAAAAAACCUGAGAUACUAAAUGUAGACUCCUUAGUUGAGCUUCAGUGAAUCACUGACAGUUCUUGUACUAACUUAUCAUAUAUGUUUAUGUAUUCAUACAUGUUCCUGUUUAACUUCAUUUAAUGUGAAUAGUUCAAUGGGGUUCCCUAGCUCACCUAAUUUUCUCAAACACACACAAAUGUGUUUAUAUUAAAUACAAGCAAUUAUACAUGUUUUUUUCAAUAAGUCAAUAAAGAACUAUAACAACAUCUA